AUGUCCCAAGUGUACCUUAUUUCAGGAGCAUCCACUGGCUUUGGCGCCCUGGCGGCUCGAGCCAUUGCAAAAAGAGGCCAUACCGUUUUCGCGGGCAUGUACUCACACAGCGGAAACACUAAAGAGUACGAAGAUGCCAUUUCAAAAUACGCCAAAGAACACAAAGUGGACCUACGGGCUGUUCCCCUUGAUCUCCUGUCCCAAAACUCCGUUGAUGCGGCUGUGAAUAGUGUUGUCGGAUCGACUGGCCGGAUCGAUGCCGUGAUCCACAACGCUGGCCACAUGAGCUGGGGCCCGACCGAGAGUUUUAGUGCAAAGCAAUUGCUUCAGCUUUACGACGUUAACGUGGUUGGUUGCCAAAGGCUGAACAAGGCGGUACUCCCACAUAUGCGAAAGGCUCGAUCUGGACAUUUGAUUUGGAUCUGCAGCAGCUCAACAUAUGGUGCAAAGUCUCCCAUGCUGGGCCCUUAUUUCGCUGCCAAGGCCGCACAGGACGCCCUCGCACAGUCUGUUGCUCAUGAGCUGAUGCCUUGGGGGAUUGAGUCAACUCUAGUAUCACCGGGAGUCUUCACAAAGGGCACAAGUCACUUUACGGAUGCUGCAAAUCCUGCAUAUCCCGAGAUCGCGGCCGAGUACGAAGCUGGCCCCACCAAAGGCAUAAGUGAGGAGACAAUGAGCGGCACGGCAAGCCUGCCACCGCCAGAUGCCGAUCCGUCUAUGGUCGCAGAUACAUUAGCAGAGCUGUCAGACAUCCCGAGGGGGAAGAAGCCAUUCAGAAUGUUUGCUGAUCCUGUUGGCGACGGUGGAGACGUCGGUGCGAUGGUGAUUGACAAUAACAAAGUCAACUUUUAUCGCCGGAUGAAGAUGGAAAAGUAUCUGAAGGUUCAGUUGUGA
Molecule: messenger RNA, 894 nt
Organism: Trichoderma virens Gv29-8
Lineage: Eukaryota; Fungi; Ascomycota; Sordariomycetes; Hypocreales; Hypocreaceae
Exons: 1
Coding region: 1-894 (297 amino acids)
Source: RefSeq, a predicted model, not a curated record